Malassezia pachydermatis is the source of this 318-nucleotide messenger RNA. RefSeq lists its product as hypothetical. Bases 1 to 318 code for a protein of 105 amino acids. The record is from RefSeq and is a predicted model, not a curated record. NCBI's taxonomy places the organism in Eukaryota, Fungi, Basidiomycota, Malasseziomycetes, Malasseziales, Malasseziaceae. The transcript has 3 exons.
AUGUCGACCAUUCAGUACCGUUUUCCUAAGGAUGCCUGGCAAGUAGGCGUUCUUAUUGCACUAUUUGCCUAUGUCGACAAUGCUGGGCCCAACUCGCUAGGUGCCCGCAUUCGUAACUCCAUUGGUGGUCACGCCACAAUGGAUACGAUUCGUAACCUGGCCAUUGCUGCUCACAUUGGUGAAGCUCUAGUAAUGCUCUUUGUGAACAUUCGUCGCAACUCCUCCCCUAAAGUGACGUUCAAGUGGGUAAUUACAACUUUGCUUUUUGGUGCUCCUUCGUGGGGUGCCUUCUCGAAGGUCAACAACGGUAUCUUUUAA